AAUUUAUCAUUUUGAUAUUACUUCCGGCUGACCUAAUUAAUUUAUUUUAGAAACUUUCUAAAACUUUUAACAAAACUCUAUCUGGAUAGAAUGAAGCUGAGGAGUGGCAAUAAAAGUGAUGAAAAGCACAGUAAAGGUUCCCAGACUAAUGGAUCCAUUCAAAACAAUGUUAAAAGGAAGCAAAUGUCGAAGGUUGAAGAGACAAAGCAAUCUCCACUACAGCAAUGGAUGAUAUUCUUCCUAAAGUCACUCUGGUUGUUGUUUCUAUUUACUUAUGUAACUAUACCCGUAACAGUGAAGUUGUAUCCAUGGAUCAUGAUGAGAGGAGCAUUCCUAAACAAUGUUCGAUGGCCACCAUUCGUUGAUCUCACAUCUCCAGAAACAUUUGGUUUGGAUGCAACUAUAAACACUUAUGUCAAAACAAAUGAUGAUGUCACAGUAGGAGUGUGGCAUAUGUUACCACCUAAGCUAAGGAAAGAGGGUAUUAUAGAAGAGCAGUAUUUUAGUGAUUCAUUGAGUGAUGGUACGCCCAUCAUCCUAUAUCUCCAUGGUAAUGGAGGAACAAGAGGUGGUUGGCACAGAGUUCAACUAUACAAGGUUCUACAGUCCAUGUACCAUGUGAUCACUCUAGAUUAUAGAGGGUAUGGUGACUCUACAGGGGUCCCUACAGAAGAAGGGGUCGUAUAUGAUGCAGUCUUUUUGUAUAAAUCAAUAAAAAGAAGAAGCAAAGAUAGUCCAGUAUUUAUAUGGGGUCAUUCCUUAGGCUCUGGUGUUGCUAGCAAGGUGGCCAAGGUGCUAUGUGAGGAUGAAUGUCCCGUAGGAGUUGUCCUUGAAUCUCCAUUCAAUAAUCUCAGGUCUGCGGCAGCUAAUCAUCCUCUUACUCGGCCAUUUUUUCUUCUGCCGAGGAGUAUAUUCAACUAUGUUUUCUUAGAUGCCAUAGAGUAUUGCGGGGUCUACUUUGAUAGUGGCACAAACCUCCAGUCAGUCAACAGUCCAUUGCUCAUUCUACAUGCUAGAGAUGAUAAAAUUGUGCCAUUCCAUCUUGGAGAGAAGUUAUAUCAAGCUGCACUCAAGAAUAGAGUUGACACAUCCAGCGUCACAUUCCGCGAGUUUGAUGGAGAACAUAACUACGGUCACAAACACAUUCACAAAGCUCCUCAACUUCCUUCUAUAAUUCAGAAUUUUGUUGCAAAAUGCACAAAAAAGUGAGGAGAUGUGAAACGAGAAUCUAUUUCUAAAACUUUUCCGAAUAAGGAAUCAGGAAAUUCACAUAUAUUUUGUGAUAUCACUUUAUUUACAUUGUGAAAGACAAAUGAAAUCCAGGAAUCAUAAUCUGUGAUAUUUUCGAGUGAUUUGCCCCUGAACAAAUACAGUUAUGAUUGAAACAAAAGCAAUAAUCAAUGCACAAACCUGUGUACCCUCUGUGUUAUAAUGCUGCAACACAAGGGCUGUUCAAUACAAGUGGCAAUUUGUACAAGGGCUGUUAAGUAGCAUUGGGGAUUUGCUCACACCCAUACAAUGAAUUCAGUAAAUGCGAAAGUGAUUGCCACAAAUAUACAAGUUUUUUAAAUGUGAACAAAUCCAAUAAUGUAAUGCUAUGCAUGAACUGAAUGUACAUGUAAUUGUUAAUCUGGAAUCAACUUGAAUAUUAUAACUUGAGCAGUUUUGAAUCAAUUGAAUCACAUAUCCAUUGGAAUUGUGUGAUGUUUUAUUGCAGGAAAUUAUACCAAAGGUUUUAGAUUUAGAAGCAAAUUGUAAAUUGCUUAAGUUUGUUUUUUAGAAUUUUGAGCAAGG
Messenger RNA from Owenia fusiformis, 1794 nucleotides. The record is from the annotation of a GenBank genome assembly. NCBI's taxonomy places the organism in Eukaryota, Metazoa, Annelida, Polychaeta, Sabellida, Oweniidae.